AUUCUUAUAUUCGUGUACAAAUUACCAAAUGUCAAUAACUUAAUCGGUUGUAUAUUUUAUUGUUAAUGUCAAAUAAUCUACUGUCAUGCGACAGCUGCAGAAACUAAACACGUAAUUGAUUAUACCAUUGAGUUUUAUCAAUGAAAAAAAAUCCCAAUUGACCAGACUCCUAUUCCCAAAAUGGCUAGAAACACCACUGAGGUCAUCAGACUUGUGUCAAAAGUAUAGCUGUACAGUAACCAUGCCAUGGAUUAAAAUUGAAGAACAGAACCCAGCUUACAAUUCUAGUCACCAAUGUCAUUCUUGAACUGCAGUCGAUCACGUGAAAAGGUUUGUAGUCCCUCCGGCUCCCCACCGUAUGACCAAGAGAAGUACUUCCAUAAACAGAGUGAUGUCCUUGCAGUAGGUAGCAGUCACUCAUCAGGUUGUGACUUUCCCAAGAUAAUGCUGGAAUACGGCAAUGAACCUCUACAGUAUGACAUCUUCACGACUAUAGGUAAGGGUUACAAUGAUGCAGCGACAAUAUCGGUAGCUAGACAUGUGGCGUCUGGGCACAAUGUGGCAAUACGACAGAUUGAUCUAGAUCACCCAAACAUAGACAUGGCAGCAUUACAGCAAGAGAUAACCUACUGCAGAUUGCUCAACCACGAGUCCAUCCUACCUUACUACACCUCUUUUGUCCACAAUAAUGAAGUCUGGACUGUUAUGCCCCUCAUGGCCUAUGGCUCUUGCAGAGACUUGAUGCAUGCCUACUUCACUUCGGGCCUUCCUGAACAAGCAAUAGCCUACAUUCUACGAGACGUUAUCUCAGCAUUAGAGUACAUACAUUCCAGAGGAGUUAUACACAGGAGUGUGCGGGCAAGCCAUGUGUUAAUAUCGGCGUCUGGGCGGGUCUGUUUGACGGGUCUCCGGAGUGCAUGUCACCUCUUUGAACAUGGGAAAUGGAAGAGGUCAAUGUUCGUGUACCCAGAAAACCCGCAGAAGCUGCUGUGUUGGCUAAGUCCUGAAAUCCUUGAACAAAAUUUGCUGGGGUAUGACACUCGGUCGGACAUGUACAGUGUGGGCAUCCUGGCAUGUGAACUGGCCAAUGGCUAUGCUCCAUUCACAGAUAUGUCACCCACACAGAUGUUACUAGAAAAAAUUAGCGGAACUAAGCCAGUCCUUGCUGACUCUACCACGAUAGGGCGACUGACAUCGGAUGAAAAUGUUGCCAAUUCAGAUGGCCCAGAAGACUCUGGUGUUGACAUUGCAUCUGGUUCUGACCAGAAGAAAAGCAGCCUUGCGUAUGCAUACUCACGCACAUUCUCAGCACAGUUCCAUGAACUGGUAGAACUCUGUCUUGAGAAGGACCCCAACAGAAGACCUACAGCUACAAUGGCCUUGAGCCACCCUUUCUUCAAGAACCUACGCAAGAAGUCUGCAUCCAUGCUGCCCUCCCUUCUACAGCCUGUAACACCACUCUUGGACGCAUCCAAACUCCCAAAAGAAGACUCAGCUGUUGAUGAUAUGGCAGAAGGAAUGGAGGACCUACAUUUUGAUGAGGACUGGGAAUUUUGAUAUGAUCAGCGAACGCUUCAACAUUAAGACGCGGGAUUCCUGUGGUGUGUUAUAGGGUUAUUAAUGAACUACAUUAUGUUGUUUUUUUAACAUUAAACACACUAUUAUGUGAUGUUGGAAUAAGACAUCAAUCACUGUGUUUUUCAAUAUUCAGUUUUACCUAUUGUAUUUAUUAAUUUUGACGAAUUAUAAGUACAAUAAUUGCAUCAUAUAUAUUGAUUUUACUGGUACUUUAAAAGAAUUUUGUAUCUUGCAAAAAUGAAAAUGUGUCCAAAUAAACACAAUUAUAAAAUACAGUUACAAUCAUAAAAAUAUGUUUAUGAAACAUCAUUGAAAGGAGUCUUUAUACUAAAAGUAUUAACAGAAUAUUACAAAUAAAAAAUACAUUCAGAACAUGAAAUUAACACAUUUUGUUUUUUGAAAAAAAAAUCUACAAAAUGAUGUCAGUUCCAAGUUUCAUGUUUUAUUCUUAAUUCACAUACAACAGUGCUGUCAGUAUCAUGAUAAUGAUGGCCCAUGAAUUAUAAUUUGGAAUUUACUAAAGAUUCAAAGUUUUGCUCAGUUGUGAUAAUUUAAUGGUAAUCAUAUUUGUUAUCACAUCAUUUUAAUUUGACUGGCAUGAGGAAAUAGAAGUGAUCUAAGAUGACCUAUGUGCACUGGUUGUGGACUGUCAGAGGAAUUCAGUUAACUCAUAGCGAGUUCGUGUUUGUUGCGAAAUGAAAGAUUCCUUUUGGAAAAAAAAUUGAGCAUUGCUUUCUUAGAAUGGGAUUAAAUGCAUGUGCAUAGUGUUGUCCAAGCUAAUCAGGAAUGACACUUUUCGCCUGAAAUGUUUUUUUGGUUAAAAAUAGACUUCCUUUAAAAAAAAAAAAAAAAGCAAAAGUGUCAUCCCUGCUUAGCCUGUGAGGACGUCACAAGCUGAUGUGUGACGACACCUUACACACAUGACUGAAGACUGGUGUUCCCAGAGAGAGCGGACGUCACAAGCUAAUGUGGGACUUCACCUUACACACAUGCAUGAAGACUGGUGUUCCCAGAGAGAGCGGACGUCACAAGCUAAUGUGGGACGUCACCUUACACACAUGCAUGAAGACUGGUGUUCCCAGAGCUACGCUCUAUUUUACGUUGCUGUAUACCCUAAUAAACAUUCAGUUUGACUUGUAUUUAUUUAUCAAAUAUUUAAUAUUAUAUAGUAUCAUUACAAGAAUCUCCUUUCAUAUGCAUUUUGAAAGGUUAGAAAAAUUGUCAAAUUUAACAGAUACUUUAUUACAUCUUUGAGGUGUUUAGUAGAGCAAUUAUUAGUCAAAUUCAUGGCAGCUGAUUGUGUUUUAGAUUAUAGCUCAUCUCUCACCUAUUAUUUUGAUCACCACAAACGAAGAUUUGUAGAUCAGUGUAUUAUAUUGUGAAGAAAAUUUCUUUAAGUCUUGUUCUAUUGUUUGGUAAUGAUAGUGUUGUUAGCUUGUUAUUUUUUGGAGACAUAACAUUGAUUACAAUUUAUAAGAAUAUACAAUGUUUACGAGUGUCAAACUGUAAGAAUGUGUUAUUGGCAUUUAAAAAAUAACAGCGCAUAUAAUUAGGUGUUAAAUGCUUAAUUUUCAGUUGUUACAUUGUAUUUCUUUUGGUUGUGUUAUUCUACUUUAAACCUGUUCUGAGUAUGGAACUAACUGUUUUAUUUGAAACUGUUCUACAUGUUAGUUAACCAGGGUAUUAGAGGCUUAAUUGUUCAAGAAACAGAGACUUAACAAGGUAAGAAACAAUCGUAAAAAAAUCUUCAUUUUAAAAGUACAGAAACAUUUGACUUACCUAUUUAUCUAAAGACGAUAUAUGAUUGACUGGUUAUAUAGUCAUUUAAAAAAGUUAGAAAUAAUUUAAUAAGUUAAUUCGAUUAAUUGGCUGAUGGACCUUUGAUGUAAAAAAAAACAAACUGCAUUUGAAUUAAUUGUUCUCAAAUUUCUACGAGCUGCCCAUGUAAAUCUUUUCUGUCAAUUACUCUUUUACUUAAAAACAUUUAUUUUUUUCAAUAUCAUUUUUUAAAACAUAUGUAGCAAAUGAUGUUGAAGACUCUAAAAAGAGUAUUUGUUAUUUCGCCAAUUGAUUUGUGCUAUACAAGUGUUUUAUUGUGUUUAUGUUUAUAUCUUUUUAUUCGAUUCCCAUUUACAAAGAUAUCAAUGGGACGUAUACAUAUAUAAUAUAUGCAUUGUACAAUAAUAAAAUCUUUUUAUUUAA
Messenger RNA from Dreissena polymorpha, 3780 nucleotides. RefSeq names its product STE20-related kinase adapter protein alpha-like. Gene Ontology annotation, molecular function: protein serine/threonine kinase activator activity; ATP binding; protein kinase activity. The record is from RefSeq and is a predicted model, not a curated record. Lineage: Eukaryota; Metazoa; Mollusca; Bivalvia; Myida; Dreissenidae. The transcript is spliced from 14 exons. Gene Ontology annotation, biological process: protein phosphorylation. Bases 295 to 1557 code for a protein of 420 amino acids.